Echinostoma caproni is the source of this 603-nucleotide messenger RNA. The record is from the annotation of a GenBank genome assembly. NCBI's taxonomy places the organism in Eukaryota, Metazoa, Platyhelminthes, Trematoda, Plagiorchiida, Echinostomatidae.
AUGCUACCAAACGAGCUCGGGUAUAGCCGAGCAAGGGACUUCCUGAAGGGACUUCUUGGCCAACUGUUUCACGUGGCACGGACGCUCAUAUACGGGGUGCUGACCGAGGCCCGUAAGAUGAGAAUUGAGCCCGAAGUGCUGGUGCCACUGGUUAUGAAGAUGAGAAAAUGCUUCAAUGCCCCGACUUCAAUUAGUUACGAGAAGAAUUUGAAUGCCCUACACACCCUAGAAGCAAUAGAACGAUGCCUGCCGGAUGGUAUCCAAAAGCGAUGGGCGGAUGAGGUGGUGAUUAUCGGCCGUUUAGGGAGGGAACCGAACUUCACCGAACUGACGGAAUUCAUCCGUAAUCGUGCCAAGAUUGCCAGUAGUCGCUUUGGACCACUCGCCAGCAAAAGUAGGCGAGAAGAGAGAAACCACGCCAAGGAACGAACCUACGAUAUCCCGGGAAGCUCUAGAAACGCAAACAACUAUGCAACAGUAGGGGAACGUGGCACACACAGAUGCCUUAUGUGUCGUUCAAAUCACGAGUUAUCCGAAUGUGAGAAAUUUGUACAACUGGGCUUUCCGGACCGUUGGGAAGCAGCCAAGAGGCAUGGCGCGUGA